AUCAAACUACAAGUGGAAACCGGAAAUGUCAACAAAUAACCAAAUGUCAACAAUCGGUUCGGGAAGUUUAAAUUUUUUGUAAAGAAUAAAAGUGAUUGUACGUUAAAAAAUAGCUUAGAACGAUGAUAUUUAAUGAUAUUUGAUGCGAAAUUAUUCAUAGCACAAAAUGGAAGUUCCUGUUGUAGCCGAAGAACCUCCCAUCACUGAAGAGACUGAAAACGCAGAACUGGCCGACUCUGUAGAAAAUUUUGAAAAGUUUGUGUACGAAUUAUUCGAUAAAAACGGUGUACUCAAUGAUUUGAGGGCCUAUUUACGCGGGCACAUUGUAAAUGUACUAAAAAGCGCACAAACAGGUGAUCCACCACCAUGUCAGAGGCAUUUCACACAACGGCUUGACCUUACAUACCAGGCACUGAAUAUGUUAGUUGCUGAAUACUUGUUGCGUUUGGAGUUCAGCUACAGUCUAUCAGUGUUUGUAUCAGAGAUACCUCUGGCGAACAUGGUGUUUGAGUUUGCAAAGACUCUGAUGCGGAACAAUGAUGAGAACUUCACAUCGUUGAGGUUUCAGGAUAGCGAUGUGUGGUCCAUAUUGAAUUAUCUAGGUGUAAUGUGUGACUCGGAACAUUCAUCUAACAUUGUAGAAAUGUACAAAAGUGUGGAGACGUGUCCACUUUUACUGUGUAUAUUUAAAUGUAUACCUAUGUACAAUAAACCACAUGCAGUAAAUUCUUCAGAUGAAAGCAUAUCAUCCAGUGUCAAAUCAUCAGAUACAUUGGGUGAUAAAACAAAGAGUUCUCACAGAAAUCUACCGGUUCAUGAUAAAUGCAAGCAUUAUGCAUUGUGUUGGACUUGUCAGAGCAAAAUGAUUAGAGUGAAAGAGAAAUACUGUAAGAAGAAAAAGUCUUUGACGAAGAGUGUCAAAGAGACAAAACUAGAUCAGUAUAAUGUGGACUGUCUCAUGAAGAAUAUUGGCGUAUUGGAAAGGAGCCUCAUUGAUGAGAUGUUCCAGCAAUUGAAAUCAGUUUACGAAGCGGAAGUGGAAAUGGUGAAAGAGGAAGAGCAGAGGAAAGUAAAGCGGUCUUUGGCUACACACGCGUUGCAGCUGCAGAAACGACGGCAUGAUAUAGAAGAGUCGUUGAAAGCGCGGGAAGUGGAGUUAGAACUCGCGGUCCAGCAGAAGAAGAAGUUCCUGUGGGGGCUCGCGCGUGCGCUCCGCGACCAACACCGGCACGUCAGCCACGAGACAGAACGACUCACUGCCAAGGAAGACAGUCUUAAAAUUCAAUUAGGCGAAGCAGAGGAAAUUCUAAAACAACGAGGCGAAGAAGUGCGCUCGCAAAUAACAAGCGAACUGGCAAUACUAGAACAACAUUUAGAGUCGAUGAAAACAGAAAGAGAAAACAUCAACAGAGAGAGAACCGAACUGAACAACUUAAAAAAACACGAAAAAUCAACAAAAGAACACAACACUGAACACGAACAGUUGAAAUCUCAUUACGAUUUGUUGAAAAACGAAUUAUCGAUACUAAGGAAGUACUUGGAAUCGAUGUCGAUCCAGCCCAAAUGCGUUAUAGAGAGGAGCACUAUUACUGACUUGUACGAUGUGACGUCGAAGUUAAACGUAACUUUAAAUAAUGGGCAAGACGUUGAGUAUGCGAGACACGAUGGUAAAUUGAGAAGUAAUCAAGUGGUGAACGAUUUUAAGAAACAGAAGAAUGUUAAUUUUAGUCAGUUGCAGUCGAACCUGGACGAGAUAUACCGCGAGGCGAGUCAAGAGCGUCGCUCGUCGUCCAGCGAUGUUGGCGACAUGGGCCGAAUGGAACGGUUCCACGAGCAGGAAACAUUACGGCAGUUGAGGGACGAGAACCAGAGGCUCAAGACGUUUGCUGCACAGCAAAGCGAGCACAUCACGGAGCUCAGGUGUCAACAGGCACAAAUGCGGGCACAAUUAACGGCCGCACAGUUUCAACAGUCUACGACGGCCACCACCCAUCAGGGGCCCACAACCUACGCGGGACCCACUGUGCCUCCCACCUGCCGUCCUAGAACAGCGCCCGCCGUCGUACCUCCAGCUACUUACCUCGUCCACAGAAUGAGCACGAGCGCCAGUGCGCACGCGCUGAACCACGGCUGGCGUAAGGGCGCCGGCGAGGAGCUGAGUCUCUUCUCCAACGCUCAGCCGCGCAUCCUCGUGCCCGGAGACACCAUACCCUUCAUAGGAGUGCUGAAGGACCGCCACAACGACAAUAGGAGGCAUAUCGUCAACCAAUGGCGAAAUCUUAGACGUCGCACCUCGCCGAUAGGUGCCGUCGUGAAGCCAAGAAACAUUACAACCGCGCAAAGGGACAAGUUGUCAAAGGAGAGACCCGAGCCGUCCACUAGCCAAAUGGAUCCCAUAACGCAAAGUCAAAAUUUUCUUACCGAGACGCAGGAGUUUGAAAAUGACUCUUUGGAACCGACGAGCGGGAAUCGUUGUCAAAGACCGAAGACUGCCGUUGCCGACAAAAUGAGAGAGAAGAGUCCCAACACCGUCCUGAGGGAAGUAAAAAAUAAGUUGAGGACCAAGGAUAGCACGAAACGCCAAACGCCGACGGUAACGCGAGACAAAAGCCCCAACUCGGUACUUCGUGAAGCCAAGCUGCGUUUGAGGAAGUUGGAAAUCGAAGCCGAAGCCGUGGAGAAGUCGUAUCUGAACUUCAGGAAGCGACAGGCCGAGCUGAGAAAUGAACGGACCAGUUUCAGCGGGCCCACUGACGAGUCUGUCAUUAGAGAUAUUAGGAAUUUGGAAAUAAAAAGAAGUAGUUCACUGCAAAAAGUAGGCGAUACACAUAACACACAUAAAGACUUUAAAAUAUCGUACCUAGAAGCCGAUCAGAAAACAAUGAAUAAUGAUAUUGAUAAAUAUCUUAAAGAAUAUCAGACAAAAUACGAUAUAGGCGAAACAUAUUUUAAAAAUAAAAACGUUGCACAAAACAAAGCAAGUCCUAUUCCCGAGAGUUAUUCUGAGAUUGAAGACAAACGUUUGCCUGAUGAUUAUUUGGAAACGCCGAUUAUAGAGUUCAGAAAACUUUAUUACUCCGAAAAAUCUAGAUAUUAUGAUAGGAAUAAAGGUGACAAUAAACCGGAUGGAAAUAGGCCCAAUGAUUGUAUAGACAAAAUUGAUUCGGAGAAAUCCUUAGACGCUAACCGCGGAAAAGUCGAUUGUGAACCUGAAAAUCAAAACGACGACAAUAAAUUGGAUAAAGCAAUAACUGAAUUGGAAAUAUUAAAACAUAAUAUUAAUAAAAUAUAUGAUUUACCUGAUGAGCCAGAAGUUAAAAUUGAGGAAGAGGAGACUGGUUUACGUGACGAACUGUCGAAAACAGAGGCUGCAGAAGACAAGAAUUUACUUCGAGUAGAAGUAGAGAGCGUCAGCGAAGUUAACGAUAUCAAAGUAACAGAAUCUCAGACGCAAGACUUAUUGCUCGUAGUCCAAAGUCCCAUUGAAGUUGGAGAUACUUUAGAAUCCGAUUCUGACGAGAAACUUUCUCCGCAGAUGACAAUUAUUGUAAGUCCCAAACGAAGUAGUCCAAAGGGACCGAACGAUAUGGACUCCCUUGGGUCCAGAAGCCUAUCGCCAGUUCAAGCCAGGUUGACGAGAAAUGACGUAAUCGAUGCCAUUUUCCGUGCAGAUCCUGAAAAUCAGUUGUCAAGUGUACAGAUGCAGUUAGAACUUUCUAAGGAUAUUCUAGAAGAUUCUAUUACAGAAUCAGAAAAGGGUGAAAUCGGAGAAUACCCCGACGACUUCUCAGCUGAUGUGGACAAUUAUAACAGCCGGUCAGAUUACGAGAACAAUUCACCUAUCUCAAUACCAAAGACGUCUGAAGACGAAAACUUCUGGGAUUCAUAAAUUAUACAGUAU
Molecule: messenger RNA, 3901 nt
Organism: Manduca sexta (tobacco hornworm)
Lineage: Eukaryota; Metazoa; Arthropoda; Insecta; Lepidoptera; Sphingidae
Exons: 12
Coding region: 167-3889 (1240 amino acids)
Molecular function (GO): protein binding
Source: RefSeq, a predicted model, not a curated record